Messenger RNA from Nannizzia gypsea CBS 118893, 5157 nucleotides. Its product is annotated as phospholipase D1. NCBI's taxonomy places the organism in Eukaryota, Fungi, Ascomycota, Eurotiomycetes, Onygenales, Arthrodermataceae. The coding region runs from base 1 to 5157 and encodes 1718 amino acids. Gene Ontology annotation, molecular function: phosphatidylinositol binding; D-type glycerophospholipase activity. The record is from RefSeq and is a predicted model, not a curated record. Gene Ontology annotation, biological process: cell motility; intracellular signal transduction; phosphatidic acid biosynthetic process. The transcript is spliced from 3 exons.
AUGGAUGAAAAUGGCGGAAAGGGAGUCCAUGAAGGACGGGCCUUGAACACCGAAGACACGGCCGAUGGAAAUGGCAAUAGAGGCACUGAGCCCUUGGCCACGGUUGAGCGCGCUCAUACUGGUCAUGCCGAGCCUGGUCUCCAACCUACCACCGGUGCAUCAACACCUACAGCUCGCCGAAGUGUACAGUUUUCCCGGACGGAGGGUGAUAAUGAUGCACAGGGACAACGACAAUCAUACUCCAGGCCACCCUCAGAGCUCGCAGCAGAUGAAGAAAUAGCCCCCAAACGUGGACAUUUUCAAUUUAUGUCCAAGCUCCGAGCUCUUGCCCCUUCAACUUCUCGCUCCGCGGGCCCAGCUUCUCCUGUAGGACCAAGCCAUGAUAGGACGAUGUCUGACGGCGCAGGACCACUCUCGGAUCUGGCGGAAUUCCGGUUUCCCCGAUCAGAGGAUGCAGGUGGUGGAAGUGAUGCAGAUGCGGACGUUGAAUCUAGCUCCGAAGCAGGUUUCGGUGUGCAGAUGAAGAAGAAGAAACGCAAAACAAAGAGACUCCCACUUGAUAUCUCUAAUACGACUCCGUCUACUCCGAAAUCAGGCCUAUCAGCUGCAAACUCGAUUCAUCCAUAUGAUGAUCCUCAAUCCGCUAACGCCCCGCUGACCCCCCCACUGCAUCGCUUACGAGAAGGUUUCUCCGAAGAUGAGGGGAGAGACAGGUUGAAUCGGGAUAAUAUGUGGCGGAGAAGAAGCAAUUGGCUACAAGGCACUCGUGGAAGAAGCAUUACUGGCCAGCGGGCUGAUGGACAAACCUCUCAGGAUGAGAGGCGCCCGACAAACUUACGGCGGCUCACAGGAUUCGGCGGAACUUCUGACCAUGCAGACGGCAUCAGCGGAGCCUGGCGCCGACACAAAGCUGAGCGUGGUUCGAGCCUCAGUGCUCAGAAAUGGAAGCAGAUCAAAGCUGGUUUCAAGUUGAUUGGCCAGCGUAAGAAACAGGAAAACACUGUCGACCAUGUCAAGUCUGCCGAAUUGCUUGCUGAGCUGACCUCGGGUGUACCCGCCGCUCUGCUUUUGGCAAGUAUGUUCCAACGAGACGAGCAUGGAAGUCGGCGCAUCCCUAUCCUCCUUGAACAGCUCAAAGUCCAUGUCACGGACAGCGAGUUUGAUUCACAUUCCUCCGGCGACCGCCACCUUGUAUUCCGCAUAGAACUUGAGUAUGGUAGCGGAAUGACCCGCAUGAAGUGGGUAAUACAUCGGACACUUAAAGACUUCGCCAAUCUUCAUUUAAAGUACAAGCUGCAGAUUGGUACACAGAGGUAUAUCCAAUUACGAAGCCAUGAUUCUGGGCAUCAGCUACCACACUUCCCAAAGAGCGCCUUUCCAUACAUGCGAGGUGUCCGUGGUCUUGAUAGUGAUAUAGAAGACGAGGAAGAUGAAGCCGCAGAAGAUACCGCUGCCGAUGCAACCAGCGGAAAUGAGCGAUCAAGGAAGAAGAAACGAAGGUCCUCCAUUGCCCUCACAAGGAGACGGUCCAGUUUGGCCUCACGACUCGACGCUCCAGCCAACUCAGACAGAGCCGUUGACAACAGUACAUCGAACAAACGGGAGACCUACCCUGAAAAACAGAGAAAGAAGCUUGAAUCAUAUCUACAAAAAAUGAUACGUUUCCUCAUUUUCCGACCGGAUAGCAACCGUCUCUGCAAAUUCCUCGAGCUCUCUGCACUUGGCGUCCGUCUGGCAGCUGAAGGAAGCUAUCACGGUAAGGAGGGAUACUUGGUUAUCCAAUCGUCCAAAGGGCUUGAUUUCAGGAAAGCUUUAAACCCGUCCAUGGUGAAAUCCCGCCAUUCUCCGAAGUGGUUCUUGGUUCGACACAGUUACAUUGUCUGUGUUGACUCUCCUGAGGAGAUGCACAUAUACGAUGUCUUCCUUGUCGACCCCUACUUCCAAAUCCAGGCCCAGAAGGUCCGCCUUAGGGAUCAAAACCCAACAGAACUAAAGGAGUCCGCAAAACACCCACAACAUCAUACUCUGAAAGUGCAGAAUUCUGAACGCAGGUUGAGAUUACUUGCCAGAAACGACCGCCAGCUUCGUCAGUUCGAGGACUCCAUUCGUUUAAUGCUUGAAACUACCCCUUGGGCUAAGCCGAAUCGAUUUGACAGCUUUGCUCCCGUGCGACCAAACUGCUUUGCACAAUGGCUAGUUGAUGGGAGGGACUAUAUGUGGGUAGUCUCACGGGCAAUUAACCAGGCAAAAGAUGUCAUUUACAUCCACGACUGGUGGCUAAGUCCCGAGCUCUACAUGCGUCGUCCAGCUGCUAUCAGUCAGAAGUGGCGUCUUGACCGUUUACUUCAACGAAAGGCACAAGAAGGUGUGAAGAUCUUUGUUAUAAUGUAUCGAAACAUUAACUCUGCCAUUCCCAUCGAUUCAGAGUAUUCGAAAUUCUCGCUACUUGAUCUACAUCCGAACGUCUUUGUCCAGCGUUCACCAAACCAGUUCAGGCAGAAUACAUUCUUUUGGGCUCAUCACGAGAAAAUUUGCAUUGUGGAUCAUACAUUGGCAUUUGUUGGCGGGAUUGACCUUUGCUUUGGUCGAUGGGAUACGCCGCAACAUCUCAUUACAGAUGAUAAACUUACUGGGUUUGAAAUGACGGACUCUCCCAAAGAUGCAGAUCAUUGUCAACUGUGGCCGGGUAAGGAUUACUCAAACCCGAGAGUCCUUGAUUUCUAUGAUUUGGAUAAGCCGUAUGAAGAGAUGUAUGAUCGUGAAGUUGUUCCACGUAUGGCGUGGCAUGAUAUAUCAAUGCAUGUUGUAGGGCAGCCUGCUAGAGAUCUUACCCGACACUUUGUUCAAAGAUGGAACUACAUUCUUCGCCAGCGUAAACCCACGCGGCCAACUCCAUUCCUCCUACCUCCACCGGACUUCAACCCAGUGGACCUUGAAACUCUAGGCCUAGAUGGAACUUGUGAGAUCCAAAUUGUCCGUUCAAGCAGCAUGUGGUCCACUGGCACUCCAGAUGUUGUUGAAUGCAGCAUCAUGAAUGCCUACGUCAAAAUGAUUGAAAAAUCAGAUCAUUUCGUCUACAUCGAAAACCAGUUUUUCAUCAGUAGCUGUGAAAUUGAGGGAAAGAAAAUCGAAAAUCAUAUUGGCGAUGCAUUGGUUGAGAGAAUCAUUCGCGCCGCUAACAACGAAGAAGCGUGGCGUGCGGUCAUUCUAAUACCCCUUAUGCCUGGUUUCCAGAACACUGUAGACACCGAGGGCGGAACUAGUGUGAGAUUAAUCAUGCAAUGCCAAUAUAGGAGCAUUUGUCGCGGAGAAUCCUCCAUUUUUGGUCGCCUGCGUGCUCGUGGCAUCGAGCCCGAAGAUUAUAUUCAAUUCUUCAGUUUAAGAUCCUGGGGAAGAAUUGGACCAAAGAAAAGUCUUGUCACGGAACAAUUAUACAUACACGCGAAAUGUAUGGUUGUUGAUGACCGAGUUGCUAUCAUUGGGUCUGCGAACAUCAAUGAACGUUCCAUGCUUGGCUCAAGAGAUUCGGAGUGUGCUGCUGUUGUUCGGGAUACGGACUUAAUUGAGUCCCAUAUGAAUGGAAAACCGUACUUGGUUGGACGUUUCCCGCAUACCCUUCGAAUGCGCCUGAUGAGAGAACAUCUAGGCUUCGAUGUUGACGAGAUUGUCGAAGAGUAUACUUCUGCCCCUGCUGAAAACGCGAGUAUAGAUAGGACGUUUGGAAACCAGCCUGAGGUUACAAUUCAAGCUGAAAACAUACCCACUGACGGAGAAAAUCAACCCGAAAAAGAUGAUUUAGAGAAAAAGCAGAAAGUUCAAGAAGAGUUUCUGGCAAGAUUUGAAGAAAUGCAUAGCUUCAAUCAUGAUGUCGACUGGGAGCAGGCAGGCAACCCAAAUCUCAAAUCGAACAGAAAGCUUACCGCAGAUGCUAGAGUGACAAGGAAUGAGGACCACCGAAAGGACCUGGAGGGCCAUGGAGUGGAUCAGAUGAAACGUAAUGAAGAGAUUGUUGGCACUACUGGUCGUGAUACUUUCCACAAGAACAGUGUCGAGGUUUUGGUCACAGGUAGGACCAAGAAUAACUCUGCCCCGUCCACAGCGCCAUGCGACAACGUUUCUGGUGUAGCAGGCUCGACUGCUGAUGCCAAACAACAAACUGCACCAGGUACGCCAGAGACCCACCCAAGAAGUGCCUCUAUGUCUAGCCCCCGAAUGACAGGACAAAAUCGACCUGCUGCAGCCAACGCCACCGAUGAUCAUAUACAGCACUUCUCGCUUGACGCCACGCAGCCGAAGAAUACCUCACAUUUCCCUUUGGAUGAACCGAAGCGACCCAUUCUAGACAAGGAUUGUAUGAAAGAUCCACUCCUCGACUCAUUUUACCUGGACACCUGGCAGGCCAUUGCGGAAAAUAACACCAAGCUCUUUCGGAGCGUCUUCCGCUGCAUGCCAGAUAGCGAAGUCAAGACCUGGAAGGAUUACAAGGAAUAUACAGCCUAUGCGGAAAGGUUUGCUGACAUGCAAAACCAUUGUAAUGCAUCAGCCGGAAACCAAUCUUGUCCUCGUAAUGGCCCCUCGGGCACAAAUAACAACUCAUCAAAUGGCGGAAAGCUGGGAACUGAGCUUGGGAAUGCUCUUGAGGAGGUGAAGGAGAAAUUUGCAGCUCAUCAUUCUUCUGAAAAAGACAAGGAAUUGCAUGCAAAUUUGCAUCAGUGGGCAGUAGAGGCUAACCAAGCACAACUUGAACGGCAACAGCAGGAGCUGCUCCAUGUUGACAAGUCCAUUCCACACCCUGAUACUCCUUCUCAUAUCGCCAACAAUGCCGAUGCAAGAUCGUCCAAUUCCAGCCGUCACGCGGAAUACUCUCACACUCCUGUUGCUCCGGAGAGGAAUCUUGAGCUACCUCGAUCUUCACAUUCUGAAGCCCCGGCCCCAAGCAUUGGCAUGUCCCAGCGACGAAGGCGGAGAGCAACUACCCGUAGCUCAAGAAAAGAGUUCCACGCGGUAGAUGAUAUCAUGGAUAUGCACGAAGCAGCCGAAUUGCUUGGCUUGGUGCAAGGCCACCUUGUUACUUGGCCGUAUGAAUGGCUUGAACGCGAAGAACAAGGAGGCAACUGGCUAUACACACUCGACCAAAUUUCACCCCUUGAAAUCUAG